CCAGCGCCAUCUUAUUUGUCGUAGUAACAAGUGAGCAUGUCAGCCCGUGUUUAUAGUAAACUAUUAAAUUCUUCCGGGAGAAAACCGUCUGAGAAGAAUUGAAGCUUAAUUGUUCGAGGUGCCAAAGUUUAAAGUUUUAUCCUAAAAAAUUUGUAAUGGAAGUUCUCCCGUCGUUAGAUACAGUGUACCAAGCGGUUUUUACACUGUACCAUAAUCCAGAUCCAACAGAGAAAGAAAAAGCAUCAUCAUGGCUUGGAACAUUGCAGAGUUCUGUUUAUGCUUGGAAGAUAGCUGAUGAAAUGCUGCAGCAAAAGCGGGAUUUAGAAUCUUGCUAUUUUGCUGCUCAAACAAUGCGAACAAAAAUUCAAAUGUCAUUUCAUGAGCUUCCGUCAGAAGCGCACAACUCCUUGCGUGACUCGCUCAUGGAACACAUAAGUCAGGUUACUGACGCAACCAAUACAGUCAUUGUUACCCAGCUUUGUCUUGCUCUUGCGGAUCUGGCACUUCAGAUGCCAUCAUGGCAGAAACCUGUGGUGGAUUUGAUAAGUAAAUUUAGCCAAGGGAAUGUAUGGCCGUUGCUGGAAAUUCUGACAGUUAUGCCAGAAGAAGUUAACUCAAGAUCCUUAAGGCUAGGUGCAAACAGAAGGCAUGAAGUGAUGCAGGAACUGGGUUCAACAGCGAGCACUGUUACAGAAUUCUUGAAAGUGUGUCUUUCAAACAGUGGUGAGAAUUCUCAGAUUCAUAUACGAAUUCUACGCUGUUUCACCUCGUGGGUAUCUGUCCAGGCCAUCACACUGCCAGAUGUGGCUGAAAAUAUGGUUGUAGCACAUGCAUUUCAUGUGCUUACUAACCACCAGGCAGUUCCAGCAGUUCACGAAGCUGCCACAGACUGUGUUUGUGCAUUGCUACAAUGUCUGGAAGACAACAAUAAUCAGCAAACACUAGAACUACAGUUAUUCUCAAGUGUGAUGUCCCUGGAAGAGAGCUUUCACCUGUCAGUUGCCCAUGAAGAUCAAGAAAAGUCCAUGAACUAUUGCAGAAUUUUCACGGAGUUGGCAGAAUCGUUUUUAGAGAAGAUAGUAAAUGGUAGUUGCAACAAUAAACCUCAUUUUGCCCUGAAGAUUUUGGAUCUGGUUUUGACAUGUGUAGGCCAUCAUGAUUACGAGGUGGCAGAGAUUACGUUUAAUUUAUGGUAUCGUUUGUCUGAAGAACUCUACCAGAAAAACAAUGAUUCUGUUACUGUGGUGUUUAAACCAUAUGUAGAGAGGCUGAUUGAAGCAUUAUGCAGACAUUGUCAGAUGGAGCCAGACCAUGAAGGUCUACUGGAUGAUGCAGAUGAAUUUUCUGAUUUCCGAGUGAAAGUAUCAGAACUGAUAAAGGAUGUGGUAUUCAUUGUAGGAUCUUCAAAUUGUUUCCGACAAAUGUUCCUAAGUCUUCAAAGACCAGGAGUAACCUGGGAUUCGAGUGAAGCAGCUUUAUUUGUUAUGCAGUCUGUUGCAAAAAAUAUCCUCCCGGAAGAGAAUGAUGUGGUCCCUAAAGUUGUGGAAGCUAUUUUGAACUUACCACAAACGACACACAUAGCUGUGAGGCAUACAUCAGUCUUGCUUCUUGGAGAAUUGUGUGAGUGGAUAGAGAAACACCCACAGUCUUUAGAACCUAUUCUCAACUUUCUUCUUUUCUGCCUACAACAGCCACAGUUGGCAACAGCAGCUGCAAGUGCCCUACAAAAUAUAUGCAGCUCUUGCCGAGAUCAUAUGGCUGUGCAUUUUAAUGGACUUGUACAGAUUAUUCAGAGUCUAGAUACAUUUAGUAUAUCCAAUGAAGCAGCUAUAGGUCUUCUGAAAGGUGUUUCUGUGAUUUUGGGUCGAAUGCCACCAGAUCAAAUACAGCAAGCCAUGAAACAAAUCUGUUUCUUUCAGAUUAAUCCUUUGUGUCAGUUGGUUGAGAAUGAUGUGAAGACUGAGAAAGGAACAAAAACUGAUCCUGUUCUAUGGCUUGAUAGACUGGCAGCCAUCUUCAGGCACACAAAACCAGUUGUAGAAAAUGGAGAAGUCCAUCCUUGUCAAAGUGUAAUUACAGAGGUAUGGCCUGUACUUUCAAACACUUGCAAUAAAUAUCAGGCUGAUAUUCGUGUAAUGGAGAGGUGCUGUAGAUGUUUAAGGUUUGCUGUUCGGUGUGUUGGCAAACAGUCUGCUCACCUGUUAGAACCUCUUGUGAAACAGAUUGUGAUGCUGUAUCAGGUGUAUCAACAUAGUUGCUUUCUAUAUUUAGGAAGUAUAUUGGUAGACGAAUAUGCAUCUGAGCCAGGAUGUGUGCAGGGUUUGUUAGACAUGCUUCAAGCUUUCAUUGGUCCUACUUUCACGAUACUUCAGGAAGCCAAUGGACUGAAGAACCAUCCUGACACUGUGGAUGAUUUCUUCAGAUUAUGCGCAAGGUUCUUACAGAGAGCACCAGUGGCAUUUCUGCAAAGUGCAGCAUUGACUUCUAUUUUACAAUGUGCAUUACUUGCAUGCACUUUAGAUCAUAGAGAUGCCAAUGCAUCAGUAAUGAAGUUUUUUUAUGAUCUGAUACACUCAGGAAGAGCUCGAGAGGAGGAAGCAGAUUUCAAAAUACGAAAAAGUCUUGUUGAAGGUAUCAUCCGUGAACAUGGACAGACUCUCAUUAGUAAUUUAAUCCAUGCUUGUGUCUUCUACUUGCAUUCCUACAUGCUCUCUGAUGUUGCUGAUGUUAUCAUGGAAUUAAUGCAUAGUGACAGAACUGCUGUUGGUCAGUGGUUAGAAGAGGCGGUCAAGGCUCUGCCAAUGCAUAAUCCUGGGGGCAGUGUUACAGCAACACCCAAACAGCUUCUGGAUUUCCAUCGUUCAUUGACAAGGGCGGAAGGAGCAAAAGCUGUUUCACAUGCACUUCGAGAUUUUGCUCGUCUUUUUCGCUGACUGCAAGGCACACUGCGGAGACAAGGAUAAAACUUGAAUUAUUUUCAAGGAACAAUUUAAGAGCAGACAGUGUAUAUGGAAGGAAUGUGAUGUGAUACAGUGCUGUGAAUUCUGUUCAUUUUUGUUAACAGAAUUUUCUGAGGAAAGUGAUUCUGUGAUUGUGAAAGUGACAGGCAUGUGUGACUAGGAGAUAUGAGAGUGUGAGUGAAAGGUUACGCAUGCAUGAAGAAUUUCUUAUCUGUUCACAUUGCUGUUAAAAUAUUUGUUACCUGAACGCCAGAUAACAUAAAUGUAUUUAUGUUCUGCUGGAAUUAUUUUAAACAUGACAGUUUUGUCUAAAUAAGUUUGUAGCGUUUUAUUUACACAUUUUUUGCAUAUCCACUAAUAUAUUGAGGAAGCAUUUGUAA
Molecule: messenger RNA, 3340 nt
Organism: Schistocerca serialis cubense
Lineage: Eukaryota; Metazoa; Arthropoda; Insecta; Orthoptera; Acrididae
Gene: Tnpo-SR
Product: transportin-3
Exons: 18
Coding region: 156-2933 (925 amino acids)
Biological process (GO): protein import into nucleus
Cellular component (GO): nuclear membrane; cytoplasm
Molecular function (GO): small GTPase binding
Source: RefSeq, a predicted model, not a curated record